AUGGCCAAUCCAGGACGAUUGCUCAGGAGGUGCGGGAGUAUUCUCAAGUUGAACGUACUUGGAGUGGGACGGACAACACAAACCCAGUCGGCGGGCUUCAAGCGAUAUUCAGUGGGCCCACUGGUGGCCGUCUCCGGAGCGGCCGGCCUCUGGUGGUUGAUCUCUCACAAUACUGCCCUGGCAGAAGCCCCUCACCAUCCAGAUAUCAAACCCCAGACACGAAAUCAAAUCCACGUCCGCAGCUACGAUAGGCGACUCGUUCCGCAUACGGCCCCAAUAACACCCACCACACCCAUCGCAUACGAGAAUAAGGCUCACGUGGUGGACAUCUAUGCGAAACUGGAACAGGAAUCUUUGGAUCUAGCCCAACUGCCGGUGGAAGAAGCUGUGCUGACCAGUGCACCGAAUGUACCUCCCUCAAUCGCCCGUAAUUAUCCCGUGAUUCUAAAGGUGAAUUUGACUACAACCAUCCGAAAAGCCCAAUUGACAGGCGCAUACAAGUACGAACAGUGGACGUUCAACAAUCAGGUUCCAGGACCUUUUAUCCGCGCACGCGUAGGCGAUGUCGUGGAAGUGGCACUGACGAACAAGGAUGAAAGCGGAAUGCCACAUAACAUCGACUGCCACGCUUUUCUGGGGCCCGGAGGCGGGUCGGCAGUGACGACGGCCGAGGAAAACCAGACCAAGACAGCGAGAUUCAAGCUCCUCUGUCCCGGACUCUUCGUCUACCAUUGCGCGGCCGCACCGGUGCCUGUCCAUAUCGCCAAUGGAAUGUAUGGACUGAUGUAUGUUCAGCCGGCAGAGCGCGAUCUUCCGCCUGUGGAUAAAGAGUACUAUGUGAUGCAGAGUGAGUGGUACCACGAGCCGCCCGAGGUGGACGACAACGGCAAAAAAUCAUCUCAGGUUGAAUUUUCGUAUCCCAACUCCCUGCGUGAAGAGCCGGAUGUCGUCGUCUUUAACGGGAGUGAGUCGGCCAUGACCCGAGAAAAGCCACUGAAAGCGAACGUUAACGAUACGGUGCGCAUCUUCUUUGGGAACGCUGGACCCAAUUUGACGAGUGCGUUCCAUGUGAUUGGGGGCAACUUCAGGCGGGCCUAUCGAGACGGCGAUGUUGUGAGCCCGCCAGGGCAAUUUGUCUCGACUUUGAGUGUUCCCCCGGGCGGAGCCACCAUUGUGGACAUGCAUAUGCUUGUGCCUGGUACUAUGACCUUGGUCGACCAUGCCAUUUUCCGUCUGGACAAGGGCGGCGUCGGCUACUUGAAUGUAUCGGGGAAGUCAAGACCUGACGUCUACCAGAGCGUGCAACCUCCUGCGCCGUGUGUCGGGUGCAAGUUACAUGCCUGA
Messenger RNA from Cladophialophora psammophila CBS 110553, 1344 nucleotides. RefSeq lists its product as uncharacterized. Gene Ontology annotation, molecular function: copper ion binding; nitrite reductase (NO-forming) activity. NCBI's taxonomy places the organism in Eukaryota, Fungi, Ascomycota, Eurotiomycetes, Chaetothyriales, Herpotrichiellaceae. The coding region runs from base 1 to 1344 and encodes 447 amino acids. The transcript has a single exon. The record is from RefSeq and is a predicted model, not a curated record.